AUGAAGUUGAUGAAAGGUGCGACAGAAGCGAUUGUCGUGGCUGGUGGAGCUGAACAGGGAGAUGUCAUUGUUGGCGGAAACGGUGAAGGAAAACAAGCCAACCGGUUGCACUACCCAGCAGGUUUGUCAUUCGACCGACAUGGCAAUCUCUAUGUCAUCGACAAGUGGAAUCAUCGAGUGCAACGAUUCUCAAUCGACGACGAUGCUGAAGCCAUCUCAGAAUCAGUGGCUAAUAAUACACGAUUAACACCAAAAUUAAAUCGUCUACGUCCAAGAACAGUCGGUGUUGGUGCAAAGCAAUUGGCUGGUAAUUCUCAGAAAUCUUCAACCAGCAGUUCAUUAGUUGGAAAGAAACGAAAACAAGAUGAUGACAAUGAUGUUAGCUGA
Messenger RNA from Didymodactylos carnosus, 387 nucleotides. NCBI's taxonomy places the organism in Eukaryota, Metazoa, Rotifera, Eurotatoria, Philodinida, Philodinidae. The record is from the annotation of a GenBank genome assembly.